CUCCCUGACUCCGCUCCAGCCCCACGCCACCAUGUGCCAGUCCAGCUGCUCCACGGGCUGCCAGCCGGCCUGCUGCGUGCCCAGCUCCUGCCAGCCGGCCUGCUAUACGUCCUGCUGUGUGCCCAUGAGCUGCAAGCCAGCCGUGUGUGUGCCCAUGAGCUGCAAGCCAGCCGUGUGUGUGCCCAUGAGCUGCAAGCCAGCCGUGUGCCUGCCUGUGAGCUGCAAGCCCAUUGUGUAUGUGGCUCCCUCCUGCCAGUCCUCUGGGGGCUGCCAGCCCUCCUGCUCCACCCUGCUCUGCAGACCUGUCCCCUGCGGCACCCCUACCUGCUGCUGA
Neogale vison (American mink) is the source of this 334-nucleotide messenger RNA. RefSeq names its product keratin-associated protein 12-1-like. Gene Ontology annotation, cellular component: keratin filament. Bases 32 to 334 code for a protein of 100 amino acids. The record is from RefSeq and is a predicted model, not a curated record. The transcript is spliced from 2 exons. Lineage: Eukaryota; Metazoa; Chordata; Mammalia; Carnivora; Mustelidae.